AUGCCUGAGAAUAGAGCCCCUUCUUGGGCGGAGGAGGUAGAGAACAACCCGUAUCAUGAAGCUGCGAAGGCAACCUGGUCUCGAUUCAAAGAAUCACUUCCUUUUCAGGGGGGUACUACACUUGAAUAUAAGGCACCUCUGCAUCUGGAAGGGCAAAAAAUUGCUCAACUGGACCUAGAGGAAAUUGCAGUUGAAGCUUAUUUCUGGAAUUCGGCCUUGAUUUUUGUAGUUAUGGGAGCUAAUUCACCAUUGCCUGUCUUUGAAGGUUUCAUUAACCGAAUUUGGGGGAAACUUGGGAUCGAUCGAAUUGUGAGGAUGAAUUCAGGAUAUACUAUGGUCAAGUUCAGAGACGAGGCUACUCGUGACUUGGUCCUAGAAUCAGGGGUAGUUCAUUUUGAUCGAAAGCCUGUUAUCUUAAAGCCUUGGACUGCUGAUAUUGAGUCUCUGAGAUCGAUUAAUUCUGUGCCGGUUUGGAUUCAUCUUCCAGGUCUUGGGUUACAGUACUGGGGCACUAACUGUUUAAGUGCUUUGGUUAGCACUAUCGGGAAACCAAUAAUGAUAGACAAGAUCACAAAAGAUAGGUCAAUGAUCAAAUUUGCUAGGAUAUUAGUUGAUAUGGAAAUAUCAGACUCUCUUCUUAAGUUCAUCAGCUAUAUCAAUGAGAGAGGUCAAGUUAUGGAUCAAAUGAUUGAAUAUGAAUGGAUGCCUACAAAAUGCCCUCAAUGUAAGAAGUUAGGACAUACUGUCUCAACUUGCAAAUUUGUUGAAGGUUUGGUCUGGAGGAAGAAGGAGAGUCCAGCUACCCAGGCGGAUGGUGAUUCUGCUCAUGGAGAUUUUAGUACCCACUAG
Messenger RNA from Humulus lupulus (European hop), 849 nucleotides. RefSeq lists its product as uncharacterized. The record is from RefSeq and is a predicted model, not a curated record. The transcript has a single exon. Lineage: Eukaryota; Viridiplantae; Streptophyta; Magnoliopsida; Rosales; Cannabaceae. The coding region runs from base 1 to 849 and encodes 282 amino acids.